UUUACCACAACCGAGUUUCAAACAAAAUGAAGUGCAUUAUUUUGUUCAGCGCGAUCGUAAUUUUAGCAACGCUUGCAAUUGAUACCAGUUACAGUUCUGCUGCGACUUCUAAGCCUUUUGUACGCAGUCGUUAUAGCAAACGUUGGCGAAUCGUAUUGACCACCGAAUCAAAUGCUAGCAACAACACUUUAACCACAGAUCCUCAGAAUGCUUUCGCAGCUGGUAUGAAAUUCGGAGAAACGACUACAGUGAACAACGUUGCAAUCGUUGGCGAUACUACGACCAUUGGACACCCUGUAGAGGUGCCCAGUACAAAGUCAAUUGAUUCAAAGAGUACGCUUUUAAGGGGUCCACAUAGCACCACAACCGAACAUCCUAGACACCAUGGGCCAAAUGGUUUGCCAUUAGACUACGACUACUAUAGUAAUGGUAGUGAAAAUGAGGAGGAACCAGGACAUAAAUAAGCUGUAAAAACCGGUUUAUAUAAAUUGAGUGAAAAGUGUUGAUUCAAUAUUUAAA
Messenger RNA from Rhagoletis pomonella (apple maggot), 519 nucleotides. RefSeq lists its product as uncharacterized. The coding region runs from base 27 to 464 and encodes 145 amino acids. The record is from RefSeq and is a predicted model, not a curated record. NCBI's taxonomy places the organism in Eukaryota, Metazoa, Arthropoda, Insecta, Diptera, Tephritidae. The transcript has 2 exons.